This is a messenger RNA of Spinacia oleracea (spinach), 1374 nucleotides long. RefSeq lists its product as uncharacterized. The coding region runs from base 1 to 1374 and encodes 457 amino acids. The record is from RefSeq and is a predicted model, not a curated record. Lineage: Eukaryota; Viridiplantae; Streptophyta; Magnoliopsida; Caryophyllales; Amaranthaceae. The transcript has 3 exons.
AUGGAAAUUGCGCUUGGUUCCAAACGACAACUGAGAUUCAUGAAUGGAACCAUAUUGCGUUCCACUGACGAGGUCAAGGCAGAGCUUUGGGAUACCUGGAAUUCCACAAUAUUGGGAUGGAUCCAUGCCUCUGUUUCAGACAUCAUUAAAAGCUCGAUUAUCUUCCUCAAUACGGCUCGAGAAUCUUGGGUUCACCUUGAAAAGCAAUUUGCUUUGAAAAAUGGAUCUCGUAAGUAUAAGCUAAAUCGAGACUUGUAUGGUCUCAAACAGAAUGGAAGUGGUGUCCAUGAGUAUUAUACAUUAAUGAGGGCGUUUUGGCAAGAGCUUGAGUCCAUGAACUCAUUGCCGGCAAUGACCACAGUGGUGACGGAUGUGACUGCAUAUAUCCGUGCUCUUGGCAGACAAAACGAGGAGCAACGUCUCUUGCGAUUCUUAAAUGGGUUGGAUGAAAAAUAUGGAGCCUUGUGCAGCCAGUUGCUUCUCAUAUGUCCUAUACCGACAGUAGAAACAGCAUGUUCGUCCAUUCAACAAGAGGAGUCACAACGAGAAGUUUUGAAGCCGUGGCAUCCAAGAUAUAGACAACAACAGCGAAAUGAAGCGAGCUCAUCAAGGCCAAGGGACUCUUCAUCUCAGCAAAAGUGGUCUAAAGGAAAGUCCAAACUUGAGGUUAAAACAGCAUCCAUGGCACAGGGAAAACCAGACACCAAAUCUGAAUUAGGCAUGGUUACUUUUUGUAAUGUAACUGCUAAUGUGAAUAGUUGGAUUAUUGAUUCGGGAGCUUCAGAUCAUAUGACUGCCCAUGCUAAUAUGUUUCAUAAUUAUGUUGUUGUUCAUAACCUUCCAAGAAUAAAUUUUCCUAAUGGUGCAUUGUCUAGCAUAUCAAAAAUUGGAGAUAUUAUCUUGCCUAACUCACUUGUGCUCAAAAAUGUGUUGUUCGUGCCCUCCUUGAAACAUAAUCUCUUGUCUGUAACUAAGUUAAGUCAGGACAACAACUGCCAAGUAAUUUUGCAUCCUGAUUUUUGUGUGAUAAGAGACAACACCAAUUACAGAGUUAAAGGUAUUAGUAGACAACAUAAUGGUUUGUAUUACUUUCUAGAUGUGCCCGUUGAGUCUAUUGAUCUAAAUUCGUUACCUAGUGCUUUUGGUGUUUCUAUUGAUGGAAAUCAUGUUGGGAGCAGCAAUAUGACUAGUGUUGAGUCUUACACUAUGUGGCAUAAUAGGUUUGGGCACGCUCCCACGCUGAAACUUAAGCAAAUCCCUGAAAUAUCGGCAGACAUAGGCUCUUAUGAUUGCACUUGCAUCACGUGUCCUAUGGCCAAGUUUGUAAAACAACCAUGCAUAUGCUUUGAGCAUGUCAGUUGCAAUUUGAGAUGA